Molecule: messenger RNA, 2685 nt
Organism: Trichoderma virens Gv29-8
Lineage: Eukaryota; Fungi; Ascomycota; Sordariomycetes; Hypocreales; Hypocreaceae
Exons: 7
Coding region: 1-2685 (894 amino acids)
Biological process (GO): 7-methylguanosine mRNA capping; polynucleotide 5' dephosphorylation
Cellular component (GO): mRNA capping enzyme complex
Molecular function (GO): polynucleotide 5'-phosphatase activity
Source: RefSeq, a predicted model, not a curated record
AUGGAUCUCCGGUCUGUCCUCAACACGUCCGAUAAUAGCGACCGCGCUCCCCCGAGGCCACCGCCCGCCGCUCAGCAGCAGCAGCAGCAGCAGCAGCAGCAGCCUCGUCAUGCUCCCGGCCCGGCCCAGUAUGGACCAGGCGAGUAUUCGCACCAGCCGCCGCCUCAAGCACCGCCGGCCAAGCAGCCUGCGAUGCACGACUAUCCGCAUCCUCACCAGCAGCCUCACCCACCUCAGCAUGCUUACCCUCAGCCGCAACCUCACCAUUACCCCCAGCAACAGCUGCCACAACAACAACAGCAGCAGCAGCACCAUCAUCAACAGCAGCUGUUACAGCAGCAGCAGCAGGCACAUCAGCAACAGCAACGUGCGUCCAACGCCUAUCCGGCGACGUCACCCUUCCAAGCCCCGGGCCACUAUCAAUCCCAAUCCCGACCUACGCCUGUACCAGCGCCGCCGCCGCUCCAGCCGCCGAGUCAAUAUCAUGACCCUCGCUCGCCCGCCAGCUCGAGGUCGAACUCCGGGCCCGUGAUAGCCUCACCCUACCGGCCGUCACCGACCUCGUCCACGACGCCCGGAGGCAGUGCAGGCUAUCCGUUCCCUACGCAGCAGCCUCCAGACAUGGUCAGCCCAAUCCAACGGCAGUAUCCGAGCCAAUACCAGGACCCAAGACGAGAGAGCUAUCCGCAGCAGAGCCCCCAACUGGCUACGUACCCGCAGCAGCAGCAGAUGCGUCAGUAUAUGCCACCACAGCAGCAACAGCCACAGCCGCAGUCACAGCAAUUGCAGCAGCAACAGCAAAUGCAACAGCAAAUGCAACAACAGCAGCAACAACAACACGCCGUGCCUCCUCAACCGCAAGCAUCGCCACAGCACUAUGGGCCCUACGCACAGGGCAGCCCAGUCCCUGCAGCGCAGCCUCCACUUGCGGAUUACAGCCGCCACCCUUCCAAUUCGCAGCCGCCAACCCCUUUGGGCCCUCCUGGCAGUGCUAGCGGCGUGCGGCAGCCCUCGACAGCUUUUGCUCAACCGCCGAGCCCGUACCAGCAGCGCAUGUCUAUCCCGGCGCAGGCACAGGCUCCGCCUCAGCCUCUGGUUCAGGCACAAACUCAGCCGUCGCCAAAACCAGCGCCGCCGCCUGCAACCCCUGCCCAUCGCCUGUCCUCGCAGUCCUCCCACGGCUCCUCGCCCGUUGCAGAGCCCGCCCAGCGCCCACGAUCCCAACAAGGGCGAGAGCAGAGUCUGUCCGUUAGUCCCAAGACAAGGCUUGGCUCCAUCCCUAGCAAUCCCGACGCUACCCCGGCCUCGGCGGACCGAGCCGCGAGAUCUUCCCUGAGCGUCCACUCCAUGGCGAUCGAUUCAGACCGAGCGGUAACGCCCGCGAAGCGCAAGCUGGAGGAUCUUAACAUGAGCCCUGGCGAAUUGGAAUACAAGGAAACGAAGCCUCCUCCGGGCGAGGUCAAUGGCGGCUACGCAGACCGCAUCAAAAAGUCGGCGUCUCCUAUCAUGCCCAGAAAAAGGCGGGCAAGGCACUCCCAACCGCCAAUCUGGGCGCUGAGUGUUCACACUCUGGGUAGAAAGCUGCCAAGCAACGUCAAUUUCGUCCUCCAAAAGCGAAUCCACUCCCACAUAAACACUGCUCUCAAUGGCAAACACGAGCCCGCCGUCAAGGCAGAGCACCCGAGCCGCCAGCCCUCACCCGAAGCAAGGAGGAAUCAACACGCCCCCAGUGUUGAACCUGAACCCCAGGACAUAUUAGGUCCGUGGGAAGCCAGCAUCACCGGUGUUAAGCCCAUCGAGGAGCUGUCCAAGAGCGUGGCCGACUUCCUCUUCAUGAACGUCAUCAGCAACCAGGACAUACAGGAGAUUACGAGCAGGGGGAUACAGUUUGAGAUUGAAGCCAAGUUGGGCACGCUCAUCGACAAGGAUACCAACCAGCGCGUGGAUCGAUUCGUUACUACUGAAUGCAUCCUCGACGACAACGGGCGGGUUGCCUUCAGAAGUAGCAUGACAGAGGCACACCACAAAUCUUUCAACGACUUCCUCAACAACGUCGUCAUUCAGACAGACCCGCGGAACCCCAACGGCGGCGCUAAACGAGUCCCAGUCAUUUAUAAGCACAGACGGGAGAUUGACCGCUUCUAUGAUCUACCGCCAGAGAUGCAUGGCCAUCUCCCCGGAUGUGUACGGGCUCGUCUUGGCUCUCGCAGUCGAAAUGUUCGAGUGCGAGUAACAUAUGACCAAAAGACGAACCAGAUCUUGAACAAGAUCAUCAAGGCACGCGUAGCAGACAUUGACCUGCACAUGCCCAUGGCUCCGAUGGACUGCCGCAUAAGCAUCAACCUCGAAAUGAACUGGGAUGGAUCUGUGGAGGAGCUAGAGCAGCUGUCGGCAAACAAAUCCGAUCGACAACCCGAUCGUAACAAGGACCGCUUGAGUUACAAGCAAGGCCACUACCAGAUCGAUCUCACACAGGUUACUCACACCGUCAACGGCCCAGGAAAUACCCAACGUAUGGAUAAAGAGCACGAGCUCGAAAUCGAGUUGAAUCAUCUGGCACUCCUCGAACAGGGCCGAAGAGCCAUAAGCGGUGCCCCCCACAGAUACCAAGAGUUGGUGGAGGGGUUCGUGGACAACGUUCGAGUGUUGGCGCGGAAAGCCAAAGAGUUUGCUCCUAGACCAUGA